AUGAACGGACAUAGCCAAAAGGUAUUGGUGCGCAACUUUGAGAAUGUGGUGCGAGGAGACGUUGCGUCCGUGGGAGGCAAGAAUGCCUCCUUGGGAGAGAUGAUCGGUGGCCUCAAAGCAGAGGGUAUUGCAGUCCCGCCUGGCUUUGCCACAACCGCCGACGCAUAUUGGCGCUACGUCGAUGCCAACGACAUCAGGGGGAAGAUGACCAAGCUGAUCGGGGACUGGCAAUCUGGCAAAGCGGCUCUUCCAGAGACUGGCCAUGCGGUGCGAAAUCUGUUUCUGCGUGGCGACUGGCCGGCGGACGUGUCGACCGCCAUCAUAACCGCCUACCAGGAGCUUUCUGCGCAGACAGGCAUUAAGAAUCUGUCAGUCGCAGUCCGCUCCAGUGCCACAGCCGAGGACUUGCCUGACGCCAGUUUUGCCGGCCAGCAAGAAACAUUUCUGAACAUCUCGGGUCAAGCUGCGCUUCUCAACGCCUGCCGACGCUGCUAUGCUUCGCUCUUCACGGACCGGGCUAUCAGCUAUCGCCAAACCGCACAUUUCGAUCACCUAAAAGUCGCUCUUUCUAUCGGGGUGCAACGCAUGGUGCGCUCGGAUGCUGCCGGGUCCGGCGUCAUGUUCACACUCGAUACCGAGAGCGGCUUCAACAAGGUUGUGCUCAUCAACGCAGCCUGGGGCCUGGGCGAGAAUGUCGUCCAGGGCACCGUCAAUCCCGACGAAUACCAAGUCUUCAAACCGCUUCUCACCAACCCCGACCUCGUCCCGAUCAUUGAGAAGAAACGGGGUGAAAAGGCGAUGAAGAUGGUCUAUGGGAAUGAGCACAUGCCAACCCGCAACGUGCCCACCUCUAAGGCAGAGAGGAACAGUUUCGUGCUCAACGACCCGGAAAUCCUCAAUCUAGCGCGCUGGGCGUGCAUCAUCGAGAACCACUACAAAUGCCCCAUGGACAUCGAAUGGGCCAAGGACGGCAUCACGGGGGAGAUGUUCAUUGUCCAGGCGAGGCCGGAGACCGUGCAAGCACGGCGUGAGGCUGGCGUCUUCAAAACCUACAAGAUUGGCAAAAAGGGUCGCGUCCUCGCGACGGGACUCUCGGUGGGCGAGGCAGCCGUGUCGGGUCGUCUGUGCCUUAUCGAAACCGCCAAGGACAUUGACAAAUUCGUGGAUGGGUCGAUUUUGGUGACGGAAACGACGGAUCCAGACUGGGUGCCCAUCAUGAAACGCGCCGCAGCCAUCAUCACCGACCACGGCGGGCGAACGUCGCAUGCGGCAAUUGUCAGCCGGGAACUUGGUGUUCCUGCAGUCGUUGGAACGGGGAAUGCCACCUACGUCCUUCACACGGGACAAGAUGUUACAGUAUCUUGCGCCGAGGGCGAUACCGCGUUUGUGUAUGAGGGUAUUUCCGAGAUCACCACCAAGGAAGUCGACGUGACUGGGCUACCCGCUACGCGGACAAAUGUCAUGCUGAAUCUCGCCAACCCGGCAUCUGCCUAUCGUUGGUGGCGUCUCCCCGCGGACGGCAUCGGCCUCGCACGCAUGGAAUUCGUCGUCAGCAGCAUCCAAGUCCACCCGAUGGCACUGGUCCAUUUCGACAAGUUGAAGGAUGAAAAGGCCCAGGCCGAAAUCACCAGGCUGACAGCGGGUUACAAGGACAAACCCGAGUACUUUGUGGACAAGCUCUCGCGGGGCUUGGCCUGCCUGUGCGCGGCCGUGUACCCAAAACCAGUAAUUAUCCGGAUGAGUGACUUCAAGACAAACGAGUACGCCAACCUGAUCGGUGGGAAGGACUUUGAGCCCAAGGAAGAGAAUCCCAUGCUAGGCUUCCGUGGUGCGUCGCGGUACUACUCGCCCCGUUACAAAGAAGGCUUCGCACUCGAAUGCCGAGCCAUCAAACGGAUCCGCGAGGAGAUGGGCUUUACGAAUGCCAUCGUCAUGAUCCCCUUCUGCCGGACAGUGAGCGAAGCCACAAAAGUGAUGCAAGUCAUGGCCGAGAACGGGCUUGUGCGCGGCGAAAACGGGCUCCAGGUCUACGUCAUGUGCGAGAUUCCCUCCAACGUGAUUCUAGCAGAGGAGUUCACGCGCCAGUUCGAUGGGUUUUCCAUCGGCUCCAACGACCUGACUCAGCUCACGCUCGGCGUGGACCGCGACUCGGCCGAGCUGGCCGACUUGUUCGACGAGCAGGACGCCGCGGUCAAAUGGAUGAUUGAGCGCGUCAUCGCCGUCGCUCGCAAGGCCGGGCGCAAGAUCGGCCUCUGUGGCCAAGCGCCCAGCAAUCAUCCCGAGUUUGCCAAGUUCUUGGUCGAGUGUGGGAUUAGUUCCGUCUCGGUCAGCCCGGAUAGUUUUCUCGAGGUCAAGAGGCAUGUCGUUGCGAGCGAAAAGGGUAAGGUCAAUGGGGGCGGGAUCGUGAAUGGGAAUGGGAAUGGGAGUGGUGCUUGA
This is a messenger RNA of Fonsecaea multimorphosa CBS 102226, 2436 nucleotides long. RefSeq lists its product as uncharacterized. Gene Ontology annotation, biological process: phosphorylation; pyruvate metabolic process. The record is from RefSeq and is a predicted model, not a curated record. Gene Ontology annotation, molecular function: pyruvate, water dikinase activity; ATP binding. The coding region runs from base 1 to 2436 and encodes 811 amino acids. NCBI's taxonomy places the organism in Eukaryota, Fungi, Ascomycota, Eurotiomycetes, Chaetothyriales, Herpotrichiellaceae. The transcript has a single exon.